Molecule: messenger RNA, 2379 nt
Organism: Capronia coronata CBS 617.96
Lineage: Eukaryota; Fungi; Ascomycota; Eurotiomycetes; Chaetothyriales; Herpotrichiellaceae
Exons: 3
Coding region: 1-2379 (792 amino acids)
Biological process (GO): regulation of transcription by RNA polymerase II
Molecular function (GO): DNA-binding transcription factor activity, RNA polymerase II-specific; protein binding; RNA polymerase II cis-regulatory region sequence-specific DNA binding
Source: RefSeq, a predicted model, not a curated record
AUGCCGCCGUCGAAGCGUAAAGCACGUCGCAAGCCUGCCGACGCCCUCCAGUCCUCUGAGCUGGACCUGCCCGAUUCUUCUCCGACACGUCCGACUGCGAAGAAGCGCAAGGUGAAUGGUGCCCGCGGCCCAGCCAAGCGGCAGUCACUGUCGCCCGACCCCGAACUUCCCAUUGCCCAGGAUUCCGGCGACGAAACGGAAGAUAUCUCCCCAAGCGAUCUCAUCGAUUCCGUCGUGUCCUUCCUUCAAGUCUCCAGAGAAGCCGUUGUCGCAAGGUCCCAAUAUGCCAAUGACAAGGCGCACAACAACAGCCCGCAAAAGGUGUCCGCGUACGCAAAGAUUGCCGGUCGAGAUUGGACUUAUUUUGUGCAAGACCAGGCUGUCAACAUUGGACGACCGCCUGAUGAGCGCCCGACCAUGAACGGCGCCUCAAGCCCUGUCGCAGAUCUGAAAGAUGUAUUUCCGGUUCAUAUCGACCUGGGACCGAGCAAGAUCGUUUCGCGCCAUCAUGCGUCGAUCUACUACGAUGCCGACUUUCCAGUCGAUGAAGGCGGCUGGCACCUCCGAGUCAAUGGCAGAAACGGGGUUCGGGUCAACAACGUCUUGGUCAAGAAAGGGUUGCGCAGGCAAUUGAGGUCGGGAGACAUCCUUGAAAUUGCUGGGACGCAAAUGAUGUUUGUGACACCUGGUGAUAAGGUCCAAAUCGAUCCAUAUUUUAUCGACCGCGCCAAAGCCCUUGCCGCGGGCGAAGAACUUGCACCUUCCGCCGCGCUCCCCGAACCUACGAAGCAGGAACCUUCAUACGGAACCAUGCAGCAUUUCCCGUCACUCGCACCAGCCCCUCCAGAUAUGAAGCGUGAGACAACGCCGCCUCCUCAGUCGGACGGGGGAAAGAAUCAGCGGAGCGUUUUCGACAGUAAACUGCCCAUGUCGCCCAUGUACGGCAGGGGAAUGAUGCUGGAAAGCACUCAGGAGAUUGAUUACAGUCGAGACAGCGCCAAGGAUCUCAAACCUCCGUUCAGCUAUGCGACCAUGAUCGCGCAAGCCAUCUUUUCCAGUGAGGAGGAGAAGUUGACCUUGAGCAACAUCUAUUCCUUCAUUGCCGACAAAUAUGCCUUCUACCGUCAUUCCAACAGCGGCUGGCAGAACUCCAUUCGUCACAAUUUGUCUCUGAACAAGGCGUUUCAAAAAGUGCCUCGACGUACAGAUGAGCCUGGCAAAGGCAUGAAAUGGCAAAUUGCUCCAGAAUUCCGUCAAGAUUACUGGAAGAAACUGUUCCGUCGCGGUAACGGCUCUGCGCCGUCCUCGCCGGCAUCCGCCAAAGAUGUCAAUCCCAACUUCCGAGGGCCAAACGGGCAGAAUCUUGGCUACGACACGUCCAUGGUCAGUCAGUUUUCGGCCCGGGAUUCGCACGAACGCCCCGGCGGACAGCCUCCUGGGAAGGCCGCCAUUGGUCAGUUUCCGCCGUUCAAUCCGGGACAACACUUCCAGCCAGGCCCCAAUCUGGCUCCGCCACUUCCACGACCGCAAGAGGCCAUCACACCCCAAAGACGUAGAGCCAACACGCAGAAUACGCUCACUGACAUGGAGUUGGAAGAUUCACCGCUCCCGCCUGGCCAUCCUCGACCGACGCCCCGUCUGGGAAAUGGCUUGCCAGUGUACAGUCUACCCCCCGCAGUUCCGCCCACUCAUCACUCUCCGGCCAACCCUACUCUGUCAUCAUCGUAUCUGGACACCCCCUUCCACCAUUCUCAGCAUAGCAUCAUCACUCCGGCACCGUUGCGGCAAAACCCCAGGCUCGCCCCUCCCAGCACCUUGGUGGCUCCCAGUAAAUUCAUGCCGGAGUCAUCUCCUGCUGGCCCAGGUCUGUUCUGGAAGGGUUUAAUGGGCGUUACGCCAGGACACCCUCCGCCGGACAUGUCACCGGUCAAGGACGAUGACCCCCGAUCUAAUGGCAUCGAUCGACAUGUCAUGAGUUCCAGCCCGCCACCCAUGGAUAGUGGCAUGGGGAGUCCCAGCAAGCCUGCUAGAGGCAGCCAGGCUCCGCUCACUUCGAGUUCCAGUGCUAAGAAGGAGUCCACGCCGGGCACAGCACACCGAGAACAUGAUGCGUUGAUGGAGAAUCACGACAGAAUGGGCGGAAAUGCAGCCAGCAGCGGGGCGAAUGCUACCUCGACGGGGGCGAGACAGAUUUCGCAAACUUCCAGCCUCAAUCCACAGUCUUCAAGUCACAGUACCGGCAUGGUGCCGAAUAACGAAGGUGGUGACGAAGAAGGGGACGGCGAAUUUGACCUGGCGAAAGGGUUCGCUCCGAUUGCUGGGGGUGGUUUCAAUUCGCAGAGGAGCAGUAGUAUUGGUGUUGCCAGAGCAGGUUCGUGA